GCCAGCCCCGCUCUCGUGUGUCGUUUUGCGUGUCGUCACGGCCUGUCUAUACACGCGAUUCCCCCAAUACCGUGAGGUGUACAGUUCUCUGCCCUCAAUUGACACACGACUUUGCGUCGUGAUAUCUCCUCUCAACCGCAACUCGGAUACAACACCAGCAUGGCGGAUGUCGCCGAAUCCUCUGCGGCUGCGAACGUGCGCCCAGCGAAGACGGUCAUCUAUUGCGGAGUGUGCAGUCUCCCUCCAGAAUACUGUGAAUACGGCGGCACGACAAAGAAAUGCGAAGAAUGGCUUGAACGGGAACACGAGGAUCUCCACGAACGCCUGUAUUCCGAGGAAGCACUCACCGCCGGUCUCAGCACGCUGAGCGUCGACGCACAGAAACGUGCAGAGAAAGACGCACAGAAAAAGGCCGCCAAGGCCUCCGCGGCGGAAGCCCGUGAGAGCGAGAAGCGCGCGGCGAGCAAGAUCGUCAUAAAGCGGGUGGAGCGCAACAAGCGCAAGUUCGUGACGGAGAUCAGCGGACUGGAGGCAUUUGGUCUGGAUCUGAAGAAGACUGCGAAGGAGUUUGGAAAGAAGUUCGCGACGGGCUCGUCGGUGACGAAGACGGCGGCGGGCGGGGAAGAGAUUACGGUGCAGGGUGACGUCAGUGAGGACGUGGUGGAUUGGUUGGCGGAGCAUCACGAGGAGAUUCCUGAGGACAACAUUGAGUUGAUUGAGGAUAAGAAGAAGAAGGCUGCGCCGCCAUGAGCCGUGAGUUGACGUUGCAUUCAAGGCGCGUGGGAAGUCGAUGUUGAGUGAGGGGUGAGAAUGGGGACGUAUUAGCAUGGCACAAACAGAGCAUCGACUGAAGACAGAUUUUCGCAAACAAAGACACGGGCAAUAGACAGGCUGAGAAUUUUGGCAGCAUCGCUUUUGGUCUCCAACCUACGCAUGAACGAUUCCACAUGUAUUUGAAAUUGAAGCUUUUGA
Molecule: messenger RNA, 972 nt
Organism: Dissoconium aciculare CBS 342.82
Lineage: Eukaryota; Fungi; Ascomycota; Dothideomycetes; Mycosphaerellales; Dissoconiaceae
Product: density-regulated protein DRP1
Exons: 2
Coding region: 160-750 (196 amino acids)
Biological process (GO): translation reinitiation; formation of translation preinitiation complex
Molecular function (GO): mRNA binding; translation initiation factor activity
Source: RefSeq, a predicted model, not a curated record